Molecule: messenger RNA, 1170 nt
Organism: Magallana angulata
Lineage: Eukaryota; Metazoa; Mollusca; Bivalvia; Ostreida; Ostreidae
Exons: 1
Coding region: 1-1170 (389 amino acids)
Biological process (GO): DNA integration
Molecular function (GO): nucleic acid binding
Source: RefSeq, a predicted model, not a curated record
AUGCGCAUAGUGAUUCCACCUACUCUUCGAUCACAUAUGCUCAGUCUAAUACACAAGUCUCACCUCGGCAUUGUGAAAUGUAAACAGCGUGCCCGCGAAGUGAUGUACUGGCCUGGAAUGAACUCCCAGAUCGAGCAGCUUGUUAAAGACUGUGAGAAGUGUGCCACGUUCCAGAACUCGCAACCACCGGAAUCCUUAAAACCAACACCAGUUCCAGACCUACCGUAUGCUGUAGUGGGGUGUGACUUAUUCGACUUUGAAUCAAAGAAGUACCUCGUGGUAGUGGACUACUUUUCUAAGUAUAUUGAUUGUAUGGAGCUACAGUCGCAGUCAUCAUUUUCUACCAUUGAAACUUUGAAAUGUAUAUUUGGAACCCAUGGAAUUCCAAAGGAGAUCCGAUCCGAUAAUGGACCACAAUUCAGUUCAUAUGAAUUCCGAAAUUUCUGCAAUGAAUUAGACAUCAAACAUGUUACGUCUAGUCCCUACUUUCAAAGCUCAAACGGCACAGCUGAGCGCGCAGUCCAAACUGUAAAGCGUCUAUGGAAAAAGUCAGUAGAUAAACAGCUUGCUCUUCUGGAUUAUAGGACAACACCACUCGAGGAAGUGAAUCUAUCUCCAUCACAACUUCUCAUGGGAAGGAGGCCACGCAAUACAUUACCUGCAGCUUCAGAGAUUCUGCGACCAAAGAGCCAAAAUCUUGGAAGUAUUAAGCAGGGUCUACAGUCAGUCAAGGACAAACAGAAAGCCAGUUUCGACAACAAAUGGAAAAACAAGGAGCUGUUGCCGCUCUAUCCAACCGACCCAGUACGAGUCAAGCCACAGCAGGGAGAGAAGGAAUGGAUUCCUGGAGUGAUUGUACGUCAUCAUGAAGCGCCGCGAUCAUAUAUGGUGCAAGUUGGAAAUCGACAGCUGCGUCGAAAUCGGAAACACCUUAGAUCCUCGACACACAAAGCAAAUGAAACGAUUGAUGACCAACCAGAUGAUGGAAAGCUUCAUGUCGAAAGUCCGCCCAAAGAAAGUUCACAAGAACCUACCAGUUUGACUCAAGCUACCACCAACAAAACUGAAAACUCAGACCACACUCAACAGGCCUCUACCAGCAUUACUCCGAAGCCAAAUACCACUAGAUCAGGGAGACGUGUUAUUCCACCCAAAAAGUUAGAUUUGUGA